AUGGCUUUCAGCAGCCAAAGAGCCUCCACUUCUGCUCCUUCAGCUUCUCCAUGGAAAUACCAUGUGUUCUUGAGUUUUAGGGGCAUAGACACUCGCAGGCGUUUUGUGGCUCAUCUAUAUCACAGAUUGUGGUUUCGCUCAAUUACAACUUUCAGGGACGACAAUGAACUCGUAAGAGGUACAACUAUUUCACCAAAUCUACUGAGAGCAAUCGAAGAAUCACGGAUUGCGAUCGUUAUCCUCUCGCCAAACUAUGCUUCUUCAUCCUGGUGCCUAGAUGAGGUUUCAAAGAUUGUUGAGUGCAUGGACGUGGACACCAUUCUACCAAUUUUUUAUGAUGUAGAUCCUACUGAUGUCCGAAAACAAAUGGGAACUUUUGCGGAAGCCUUCAACAAACACAAAAAGAACUUUAAAAAAGACAAAGCAAAGGUACAACGCUGGAGAGCUGCUCUUACAAAAGUUAGUAAUAUCUCUGGCUGGAUUUCUGAAGAUAGAGAUGAGAGCGACCUUAUCAAUGAAAUUGUGGAAGAAGUGUGUAACAAAGUGCAUCCUACAAUAUUCACAUUGCCAGGUUCCUCAACGAAGUUGGUGGGAAUUGAUUUUACACUGAAGAAAAUAGAAUUGCUAUUAGAUCGUGAGGCAAAAGAUGUUCGCUUUAUAGGGAUAUGGGGGGAUGGUGGCACAGCAAAAAGUGAAUGA
This is a messenger RNA of Prunus persica (peach), 699 nucleotides long. Its product is annotated as toll/interleukin-1 receptor-like protein. Gene Ontology annotation, biological process: defense response; signal transduction. The transcript has 3 exons. Bases 1 to 699 code for a protein of 232 amino acids. The record is from RefSeq and is a predicted model, not a curated record. NCBI's taxonomy places the organism in Eukaryota, Viridiplantae, Streptophyta, Magnoliopsida, Rosales, Rosaceae.